Messenger RNA from Salvia hispanica, 1735 nucleotides. Its product is annotated as microtubule-destabilizing protein 60-like. Gene Ontology annotation, biological process: mitotic spindle assembly; regulation of mitotic spindle organization; activation of protein kinase activity. NCBI's taxonomy places the organism in Eukaryota, Viridiplantae, Streptophyta, Magnoliopsida, Lamiales, Lamiaceae. Gene Ontology annotation, molecular function: protein kinase activator activity; microtubule binding. The record is from RefSeq and is a predicted model, not a curated record. Gene Ontology annotation, cellular component: nuclear microtubule; spindle.
ACUAUCAAUUUCACUCUGUAAAUCCAGCAAAAAUCUUGUCUCUCAAGAAACCGAGUGUUUGAGUAAUUUUCCGGUGAAUUGAAUUUCCCCAUGGAUUCAAGCUCGAAAUCCGGCGGCGCGGUUACUCCAGCGAAAGAGAAAAUCGCCCGAUCGAAGUCCGAGAAUGUAAACCCUAACGUGAAGUUCUCGAAUUCACCACUGAUCACCAAAUCCGAAAGGAGCGCCAAGAAAUCUGCCUGCAGAAACGCAACCUCCAACCCUAAGCAGUUGAUUAUGGCCUCGCCGUCGCCGAAGAAGAAGAUUCGAGAGAGGAAGUUCGUGAUCGCGAAGAAGAGGGUGCGCAACCAAGAUCAGGGUUCCCUGGGCACUGCGGCGGGGGCUUGUGACAAGUGUAAGAAGGCGACAGGUAAAUUGAAGUGCUUGUGUGUGGCGUAUGAGAGUCUGCGGGCUUCUCAGGAGGAUUUUUUCAAAAAUCGGGAUGAAAUCGAAGAUGAGGUUUCUGAUAAACUAGAGGAUUUCGAUUUGAUGUCUCGGGAGGAAGGCCUAAAUGUUGAGAAGAAAUUGGAGGGGGAUGGAGCCUUAUCAGACAAGGUUGAUGUUGAUGAGUCCACAGAGAAUGAUGAUGGGGGUGUAAAGAGGAGUCGGGAUAGGUUGUUGGAAGAAGCAAAAGUGCGAGUACGGACGCCAGGGUCUGGCAGGGUGAUGAAUUUGGUGAAGGAAUUUGAGAAGCUUACGACGUUCAAAUUGGGGAAUUCUGAGGAAAAUCAUGUGGAGGAGGCGGAGAAUGAUAAAGUUGGUAUAGAUUUGGCAUCGGAUGGACUGGAGCCACCACCUAAGGCUCCAGAGACACAGGUUUCAUCUUCUUCGUUCUGUCCAUCGAUUUUUCAGCUGACAUCAGAGAGCUUAGGACUUGAUCCUCGUCGUUCAUAUUCAUUAGACAGCAAUGAUGGAAGUAGUGUUGCAACCAUGACGACUGCUGGUGGUCAAAAAAGCAGGCGAAGUAGCACCGAAUCAGCUGCAAAUCGUACUAGAAGACUCUGGAAGAGAAAGCAGCGGAAAGUAACCUCUCUAAAGCCUUUCAUGCUUAGAACAGAGGAAAGAGGAAAAUGCAAGGAAGAAGUAUUCCUGAAAAAGUUACAGCAGAUGAUUGAAGAAGAGGAGAAGAUGAAGGUACCCAUAGCGCAAGGUCUACCUUGGACAACAGACGAACCCGAGUGUUUGGUGAAACCUCCAGUUAAAGAAGUCACAAGGCCAGUUGACCUCGUGUUGCACAGUGAUGUGAGGGCUGUAGAUCGAUCUGAAUUUGAUCAUCAGGUUGCAAUGAAAAUGAAUAUGGUUGAACAGUACCGGAUGGAAAGAGAGAGACAACAGAAGGAGGCAGAAGAAGAAGAAAUCCGGAGGCUGAGGAAGGAGCUCAUUCCGAAAGCUCAACCCAUGCCAUAUUUUGACAGGCCCUUUGUCCCCAGAAGGUCCGAGAAGAACCCCACCAUACCCAAAGAGCCCAAGUUCAACUUACCUCAGCAGAAGAAGACCAAAUGUAACUUGUCUUUAGAUGACUUCGUAGCGCAUUGCCAGUGAACACAAGCAAAUAGGAAUUCAUCUUUCUUGGUCAUUCAUUCCAUCCGUUUGUAUAUGUUGCAAUAAUUUGUGAGAGGCUUGCAGUUUUGGGUGCUAAAAGAUGAUUGUUUGCUUGGCACAAUGGUGUGCCAAAUUUAUUGAUUUCUUCUUUCCUCCA